Molecule: messenger RNA, 1886 nt
Organism: Morus notabilis
Lineage: Eukaryota; Viridiplantae; Streptophyta; Magnoliopsida; Rosales; Moraceae
Product: probable histone-arginine methyltransferase 1.4
Exons: 15
Coding region: 188-1822 (544 amino acids)
Biological process (GO): peptidyl-arginine methylation
Molecular function (GO): protein-arginine N-methyltransferase activity
Source: RefSeq, a predicted model, not a curated record
CUCACUCUCUCUCUUCUCUCACUUUUGGCGGCUCUAAGAAUUUCGAAGCUCUAGCUCCUCCUAGAAACCCUAAUUUCCUUCCACCCCUCGUCGAUACACCUAUAUCUACAUCUAUAUCGGUUCGUUUUCUCUUUUCCGAGUGUGAAUAACGGAGGUUGGAUUGGGACUGACCUCGGAGAAGGCGGCAAUGGAGGCCCCCGUAGGGCAAAAGUCUCAGAAACUGCACGAGUUUGCUUUGGCCUCGGUAUCUGACCUCGCUCCGUCUUCGUCUUCUUCUGACGUUGCUUCGUCUUCGCCGCCGGCGAUUGCUCGGUUCGGCGCCGAUUGCGGAAUACCGGAGCUCCGGUUUAAUAUGGAGUGCGCUUCGGGCGCUGUCGUGAAUGUUGAUCUCCGAACGGCUAAGCUAUUCAAGUUAGGCCCUGUUAGCUCGGUUUGCAUAUUUAGAGCGUCUGAUAUCAGCAAAGAGAAGUAUUCGAGAGGGGUGACUAUUCGGUUUAGAAGUGAGGAAGAUAGCACGGCCUUCCAUUAUGCAUUUGAGCAACUGAAGAAGGACUGUGUUAUUCAAGAAGCACAAUUAGCAAAUGGAGCUCCAUCAGCUUCUAAAUGCAAGUUUGAUGAUAAAAUAGAACCGUCUUCUGCUAAAAUGUAUUUCCAUUACUAUGGACAACUGCUACAUCAGCAAAACAUGCUACAGGAUUAUGUUAGGACAGGCACGUAUUAUGCUGCUGUUAUUGAAAACCGUGCUGAUUUUUUUGGACGUGUGGUGGUUGAUGUUGGUGCUGGCAGUGGUAUCUUGUCGUUAUUUGCUGCUCAGGCUGGGGCAAAGCAUGUUUAUGCUGUGGAAGCAUCUGAAAUGGCAGAAUAUGCGCGCAAACUAAUUGCUGGAAAUCCAGCAUUGAGCCAGAGAAUAACGGUGGUCAAAGGUAAAGUUGAGGAGGUUGAACUACCAGAGAAAGCAGAUAUUCUUAUAUCAGAGCCAAUGGGCACCUUAUUAGUCAAUGAGAGAAUGCUAGAGUCCUAUGUGAUUGCAAGAGAUCGGUUCCUUGUCCCAAAUGGAAAAAUGUUUCCUACAGUUGGAAGGAUACACAUGGCACCUUUCAGUGAUGAAUAUUUAUUUGUUGAAAUUGCAAAUAAGGCCCUUUUCUGGCAGCAGCAGAAUUAUUAUGGCGUUGAUUUGACAGCCUUGCAUGGAUCGGCAUUUCAGGGAUAUUUUUCACAGCCUGUGGUAGAUGCUUUUGAUCCAAGAUUUUUGGUGGCUCCUUCAAUAUCUCAUGUGAUAGACUUCACUAAAGUCGAGGAAGAAGAUUUAUAUGAAAUCGAUGUACCACUGCGAUUUAUAGCCUCUGUUGGCACUAGAGUGCAUGGGCUGGCAUGCUGGUUUGACGUUUUAUUCAAUGGGAGCACUGUUCAAAGGUGGCUUACCACCGCCCCUGGUGCACCGACAACUCACUGGUACCAGUUACGCUGUGUUCUCUCUCAGCCAAUUUACGUUAUGGCCGGACAAGAAAUUACAGGACGCCUCCGCAUGGUUGCCCAUGAUGCUCAAAGCUAUACCAUAUAUCUAACACUGUCAGCUAAAAUGUGGGGCCCCGGUGCCGAACAAGGAGGGAUACUUCAAACAUCAUCUUGCAAACUUGAUUUGAAAGAACCGUACUAUAGAAUGUCCCAACCACAAGCUUAUGCACUGGCCCAAGAUCAGCAACCGAACCAGCUAAUACAAACACAGGAUAUACCCAUUCAAUCGCAGGAUUUAGAUGACAUUGAAUUGCUUGCACAACCAUCUCCAAGUUCAGGUGCACAGCUUAACACAUUGAAUGGAUAAUGUUCUUUUUUUAUUUAAGAUCUUUGAUGGAAUCUUUUCUCUCUCUCUCUCUCUCUAUCUCUCU